Messenger RNA from Triplophysa rosa, 2259 nucleotides. It is a transcript of the gene ccni, whose product is annotated as cyclin I. Gene Ontology annotation, biological process: mitotic cell cycle phase transition; regulation of cyclin-dependent protein serine/threonine kinase activity. Gene Ontology annotation, cellular component: nucleus; cytoplasm; cyclin-dependent protein kinase holoenzyme complex. The transcript is spliced from 7 exons. NCBI's taxonomy places the organism in Eukaryota, Metazoa, Chordata, Actinopteri, Cypriniformes, Nemacheilidae. Bases 283 to 1410 code for a protein of 375 amino acids. Gene Ontology annotation, molecular function: cyclin-dependent protein serine/threonine kinase regulator activity. The record is from RefSeq and is a predicted model, not a curated record.
UUCUCCUUCCCUUCUCAGUCCCUUCCUCGGAAGUAGACGUCCGUGUCUAUAUUCCGUUCAUUUCUUUUUUAAUAUCAGUUUGGAAGGAUCCCUUUAAUUUUUUAACCCCACCAAAUUUUGCGUCGAAAAUGGAGGCGAAUAUGGACGCUUAAAAAGAUGACGGAAUCCGAUCUGCUUCUUCAUUUUACCUCCGUUUAAUGGACCGGAUGAUCUGCGUUUCCCACAACCUUGCAGGGGAGGUAGCUGUAUCCAGUGGGGAGGUAGGCUUUUCCAGGGUUUGCGAUGAAGUUUGCCGAGCCCUUGGAGAGCCAGAAACUGUCGUCUCUUCUGGAGAGGGCAGUUUCUAGGGAAGCCGAACUGUGGAAGGUUUACGUGCCAAAGAAACCUACCAACCAGGAUACAGAUAUUUCCCCUGAAAAGCGUGAUGAGGCUGUUCGGUGGUUGAGGGAUGUGCAUUCCCAACUGAAGCUCUAUCCAGAGACGCUCUGCCUGGCCAUCGGCAUCCUGGAUCGCUUUCUCUCCGCCAUUAAGGCCCGUCCCAAGUACCUGCGCUGCAUCACCAUCUCUUGUUUCUUCCUGGCUGUUAAGACCAGCGAGGAAGAUGAGCGUAUCCCAUCUCUGAGAGAACUGGCCUCCAGCAGCAAAUGUGGCUGUUCUCCAUCAGAAAUCUUGCGAAUGGAGAGAAUUGUUCUGGAUAAGCUUAACUGGGACCUGCACUCUUCCACUGCACUGGACUUCCUUUACAUCUUCCAUGCAAUGGUUCUGAGCUGUAAGUCUGGGCGUCUUACCGGGGUGUUGUCCGUUCUCAACCCGUCACAGCACAUGGCGCUGCUUACCCAGCAGCUUCUCCACUGUCUGUCCCAUAAUGCCCUGCUGCAGGUGCGCGGUUCGGUGCUCUCCCUCACCCUCAUCACGCUAGAGCUGGAGAAAAUCUGUCCUGAUUGGCUUGCUCUCACUGUGGACCUGCUGUGCAAAGCACAGAUCGACAGUUCUCAGCUGAUUGGCUGUCGAGAGCUGGUUGCACGUUGCCUGUCCACACACAAGGCCUCCCUGCCUCCUAACACUGUUUACAUCUGUCAUGCUCUGCCUCACGCCCCAGAUCCUCGGGUAAAGGGAGACUUGUCCUUCCGGCAAGUCUCCCCCACUCCGACAGCCCCGGGCUGUGAUCCUCACCGACCCACUGACCCCGACACAACCCACUCUGCCACCAAGCUUCGGCUUCACGGCAAGUCCUCGGCCAAGCGUAAGGUGGAACACAUGGAGGUGGAUGAGUAUUUUGAUGGGAUCAAGCGCCUGUACAACGAGGAAAGUCCCCAGGAGGGGGCGCUCCGCUGCACGGGUGAGCCGGUGACCCGGCAGAAGGUUGGCUCCUCCCCCUGCCCGCCUCUUCAGCCUGUCAUUGAAACGUAGAGAAAACACCAUCUAAACAAUCACAACCGCAGCGACGGUGAUUAUCAGACCUCAGAGCAAAAGAGAGCCCAAAAAAUACUAACAAAACAUACUCUGCAUGAUGCCGUUUCCUAAGUAUUUAAUGAGCGUAAAAGGUCUUAAAAAAACAAGAAAAAAACAAUAUACAAGGAAAAAUGCUGCAAAAAAAGUAGGAAUAUUUUUCCUCCGUCUGUGGAGAAAAUCCUAUCUGGUAUUGUUGCUGUUUGUCUCUUUUUAUCUGUAUUUGCCAACAAUAGUUUUCUACUUCAUCCCUACAUUUUUAUUUGUGUCUUUUUUCCAAUUUCCUUGUCAAACAACCUUCAAUGUUUUUGAGGGCUGACUUUGACUUGAAGUUUUAAUUAAUAUAAUGUUAAGAAUAGCUGUGGUUGAAGAUGUAUAUUAGUUUCUCCAUUCUCCUGGUCCAUGGCUCGUCCUAAACACUUGUUGUUGUGUGUUUGUGUGUGUGCAUGUGCGUGUGUGUGUGUGCGCGCGUGUUUGAACUUGAAGAGUGGUAAUUUCCCUAUCACUUCUUUAUAGCUGAGCAUUAAUGAUAAACUAGUGUUAUAUAUGGCCUGACAUGAUUAGAAGAACUGUUUUUCACUUGUUCUAAACAUAAUGAUAAUGUAAUUGUGUUAUAUUGAGUAGAAGACAAUGCAAAAAUAACAUUCUGAAUGGAAAAAGCUUUAGACCUUCAUCAUUCCUUUGCUGUGAGUGUCAUCUGUUGUUUCUUCUGAAAGCUCUCUUGUGCUCUGAGGUGAUGAUAAUGCACUGGACUGCUGCUGAGAAACCUCCCAAUGCUCAAAUAAAUAAAAAUGUCUACUGAACACAAAA